Molecule: messenger RNA, 288 nt
Organism: Pleurotus ostreatus (oyster mushroom)
Lineage: Eukaryota; Fungi; Basidiomycota; Agaricomycetes; Agaricales; Pleurotaceae
Exons: 3
Coding region: 1-288 (95 amino acids)
Biological process (GO): GPI anchor biosynthetic process
Cellular component (GO): endoplasmic reticulum membrane; dolichol-phosphate-mannose synthase complex
Source: RefSeq, a predicted model, not a curated record
AUGGCUCGCGCUCAUAGCGUCGGGGCUAUCAGCUUCAUAUGCGGUAUACUGUACUUUCUAGCUUUCUACGAGUUUAUCUCGGUGCCGCUGGUCGACAAGAGUGUCUCUUAUCUCGUCCUUCCCGUGCUGCCAUGGUGGCUCCUCGUUUCAUUUGGAUCAUACUCCCUGUGGUCGAUUGGGUGGGGGCUAUUCACGUUCAGGGAUUGCCCUGAGGCUUAUGCAGAACUUAUGGAUGAAAUUUCACAAGCGAAGAAUGAACUUCGAGCUAAAGGUGUAACUGUGGACUAA